UUUUGGAAAAUGAGUGAAUUUACUAUGCAAAUUGUGCUUGCUGUUGCAAUGUUCAUCACAACAGCAAUUGCUGGAUUCGCUCCAUUAAAGCUAAUAAAAAUGAUUACUUCCAAUGGCGCAAUAAAUCGAAAAGCUUCUGUUAUUGUAUCGGUAAUGUCUUGCUAUGCUGGAGGCAUAUUCUUAGCCACUUGCUUUCUAGACACGCUACCCCACCUCAGGUUAAUUCUGCAAUUUUCAUUACCACAAUUUUUAGUUUGCAUCGGAAUCCUUCUGGUUUACAUUUUAGAAGAAGUGUUUGCUCAAAUCCUAAGAAAGACAAAUAAUAAGGAAGUAAAUGGUGCUGACAGUGAGGAAUGUCAAAGUCGUCGAAGUAAUAGUAUGGUCUCCUCGGGUAUUGUACAGUCCAUUACUUUCACUAUAGCCAUGUCAUUUCAUUCAGUUCUUGAAGGAGUUGCUCUAGGUGUACAAGAUGAGAAAAUUGGCAUCAUAACUUUGUUCAUUUCGCUUCUUCUGCACAAAGGUAUUGAAGCUUUCAGUGUUGGGUUGCAAAUAUCUCGAACAAUUUCUAAUAAAACUAAAAUGGUUAUUGCAACGAUAAUAAUAUACUCACUAAUGACACCAUUAGGAUCUAUCACUGGAUUGUUACUACAAAAUAUUGAUAUGGAUGAAUGUUGGCGACAAGGUACCAUAAUGGUUCUUGAAGCACUAGCAAUUGGGACAUUUAUUUUUGUUACAUUUUUGGAGGUAAGAACUUGCUGGCUGAGUGAAAAAAUGUAUUAG
Messenger RNA from Thelazia callipaeda (thelaziosis nematode), 780 nucleotides. The record is from the annotation of a GenBank genome assembly. Lineage: Eukaryota; Metazoa; Nematoda; Chromadorea; Rhabditida; Thelaziidae.